AUGGCACUGGAAAAACAUGUAACAAGAAUGAGUUUCGAAGAACUCAGCAAGGCAACUGAUGAUUUCCACUGUAUGAAUAUAAUUGGAACGGGGAAAUUGGGGACAAUGUACAAGGCAAUACUCCAAAAUGGUUGGUUUCUUGCCGUCAAGAAACUCCAUAACUCAUAUGAUUUCGAUCAAGAAUUUAUGUCUGAGCUCAUGACUAUUGGGAGGAUGAGACAUUGCAAUUUCGUACCACUCAUAGGCUUCUGCUAUGAAAUUAACAGCAGACUUUUAGCCUAUAAAUACAUGUCGAAUGGAAACCUCCAUGAUCUCCUCUUUUCUGCUCAAAACGGCAAGGUCAAGUGCAUAGAAUGGCCUAUGAGUGUGAAAAUAGCAGUUGGGAUUGCUAGAGGACUUGCGUGGCUUCAUCAGGUUGGAGUAGUCCAUAGCAGCAUUUGUUCAAGAUGCAUAUUGCUUGAUCAUAGUUGUUUUGGAAGUGCAAAACUUAUGCCAAAAAAUUGGACUACAAGGAGGAAGAGAAAUUCUGGAGUUAACUACAGAAAUUCUGGAGAUGGAGUGGUAGACCAACAAGGAGACUUCAAACGUUGGUGGACUCAAAUCUCAGAGGCAAGGAAGAGGCCAAGGGGGAUGGAGCAUAUUGGACUAACUGCGACCAUCUUAUGGCAAGUGUGGAAAGAAAGGAAUAAGAAGGAAUUUGAAAACAUAAGCAGCUGCUCACCAGCUAGGACAAUUGGGAAAGCUCAAAAGGAAUGGCUGGAGCAAGUGGAAAUCAUAAACAUUAAACCCAGUCUGAGCACAGGAGAAACAACUUCCAACCAAGAAGAGCAUCAUCAGGAUCAUGUAGAAGAGGGUACCAUUAAUCUGGACGUGGCUACAAUAAGUCAUUAUGGCCAGGUCUCACUGGGGGAUUGA
Molecule: messenger RNA, 915 nt
Organism: Coffea arabica (coffee)
Lineage: Eukaryota; Viridiplantae; Streptophyta; Magnoliopsida; Gentianales; Rubiaceae
Source: RefSeq, a predicted model, not a curated record